Messenger RNA from Symbiodinium sp. CCMP2456, 213 nucleotides. NCBI's taxonomy places the organism in Eukaryota, Dinophyceae, Suessiales, Symbiodiniaceae. The record is from the annotation of a GenBank genome assembly.
AUGGCAGCCGUGGUGAUGUUGGGGCUUAUCAGGUUGCGGAAGUCAUUGCGGCUUGGCUUUCUCUGCAUCGCAGCGGCAGCCGACGAACUGAGAGCUCUCUGGCCGGCCUUCGCUGUGCUCGGAGGUUGCGCGAUGGCGGCGUCCUUCUUCGCUCUGCUAGUCGGCCUCUGGACGCUGGAAUUUCUGGCUUCACAUGCUGCCGUGGCCUCCUGA